Messenger RNA from Phascolarctos cinereus (koala), 639 nucleotides. RefSeq names its product lysozyme g2 (gene LYG2). Gene Ontology annotation, biological process: defense response to Gram-positive bacterium; peptidoglycan catabolic process. Gene Ontology annotation, molecular function: lysozyme activity. The record is from RefSeq and is a predicted model, not a curated record. Gene Ontology annotation, cellular component: extracellular region. NCBI's taxonomy places the organism in Eukaryota, Metazoa, Chordata, Mammalia, Diprotodontia, Phascolarctidae.
AUGUUAGCUCCUGUCAUUUUUUUGGGCCUUGCUGUCCUCAUUGUUACUUCUGAGGGCACUUAUCCAUAUCCUCCCCCCGUGAAUCCCCACUUCCAGCCUCGUCUGUACCAUGGUUGCUAUGGUGAUAUCAUGAGUAUGGACACUCCUGGAGCCUCCUGUGAUACAGACAGAUUGAUCAACUGUGGGAUCCGUGGCUCAGAAAUGUUUGCUGAGAUGGAUUUGGUGCCUAUGAAGAAAUAUCAAACAAUAAUCAAAGAUGUUGGACAGAAACAAUGUGUGGAUCCUGCUUUGAUUGCUGGAAUUAUCUCCAGAGAGACGCAUGCUGGGUCUGUGCUCCGAGAUGGCUGGGACCAUCAGGGACUUAAAUUUGGUCUGAUGCAGCUUGAUAAACACACUUAUCACCCCACUGGAGCCUGGGACAGUCAAGAGCACCUUACACAGGCUGUAAAGAUCCUAACUGACAAAAUUAAGGCAAUCCAGAGAAAAUUCCCAACCUGGACCAUGAGUCAACACCUGAAAGGUGGUCUCUUUGCCUACAAAUCAGGGAUUGAUGACAUUGUAACCCCUAAUGAUGUAGAAAAUGACUACAUCAACGAUAUUCUUGCCCGAUGCAAAUUUUAUAAGAGACAUGGCUUCUAA